This is a messenger RNA of Branchiostoma belcheri (Belcher's lancelet), 1924 nucleotides long. RefSeq lists its product as uncharacterized. Gene Ontology annotation, molecular function: wide pore channel activity. The record is from RefSeq and is a predicted model, not a curated record. Lineage: Eukaryota; Metazoa; Chordata; Leptocardii; Amphioxiformes; Branchiostomatidae. The coding region runs from base 83 to 1924 and encodes 613 amino acids. Gene Ontology annotation, cellular component: membrane. The transcript has 11 exons.
UACAGUACGGAGCUGCGAGGGACCGCUGCAUCGUCUACGUACUCACUUCACAUCUGCAGUUCCCGGUCCCAACAUAACCACAAUGAAACCCCUCAGGACGACAAUCAUUCUCCUGUUGCUUGUGGUGCCUGCACUGCGCGCAUCAGUGCCAUGCGGCGGAAUACUCUCCGGAAGUUCUGGCCAGAUCCUGUCACCAGGCUAUGGAGAAGGUCUUACCAACAGCCCGGGCGAGAUGGACUGUGAGUGGAAGAUCAUCGCCCCGACUGGAAAGGACCUGCAGUUGACGGUUGGAUACCUUCAACUGGGGGAAAACGGCCUCCUCGAGAUAUUCGACUUCUGCCCGUACGGACACAGAGUCGAGAGUCUUUCAGGAACUGCCGAACCCUCACUGACCAUCAUCACCACCGCAAACGAGGCCUUCCUGAAAUUCACCGCGAGUGGGCUACAACCCACACAGGGCUUCCGCAUCAGCUACCGAGCCAUUCCGACUGAAAUUUGGUCAUUCCACCUUCAAUUUGGUCGGCAGAACAACCAAGGAAACAGAAGACAGAAGAGAGCGAUUGCAGGAAUUUUAAGGGUCGCUAGUUUUGUGAGCGACAUUCUCUUCAACGUGGCAGGCCUUGUCUUCGGUCGCCUUGACUCCCAGACUGCAGAACAACGACAUCAACAACUAACAGAGAACCUGGUUCGGCUGAACCAAAACGUUAAUAACAUACAGGAGGAAAUACGGGAGCUAGGCGUCAUGAGUGAAUUGCGCCACCAGAGGGAACUAGCCGCUGACAAGUACGCUGCCUCGGAGCGAAGAAUUAAGAACUUAGUGGACACGCUGCACACCCGACUGCGGAUAACCGUAGAUGGAGCACUGGAGCCCGGGAGCCUCGCCCAGGAGUGGGUGCAAGUAGUGUUGAGUCAGGACUCAGAAGGCAUGAACCAGGCGCUGAACAACAUGCACGACAUGGUGACGGGGAGCACGACGGUGUUUGACGGGACGUCAAUCAUUGAAACAUUGGACGCCAUCCUGAGGCAGCAAAACCAUCCGAGUGCCACGGAGAAGCUGAAGAGCAUCUCUGAAUACAUCAUUGACCUGCAACUCUCCGGGUACGUUGCCUGGAUCCUGGCGCUGAAGCAGAAUGCUGACAUGGGCCAGGCUGACGAAGUUAUGAAAAGAUCGUACAGCAAGCUGAGUGAACAGAACUGCUUCAUUGCUCGUUUCUUCUACGAGUGGCCGACAGGCACGUACGGCCUCCCUAAGGCUUCCAGUGGGUGUCCUGCCGGCUUCAGUGAUGGUCAGUACGAGUUCAGGGGACAGGUUAACAGUUUCAGCUGGACAGGUCAGCUGUAUUUAGCCGGCAGUCUCUCCAACAACAAAGUACAGCAGGGGGUCUGCAUGAAGACGACUUCCAGCGACAGCGAGGACAACUGGCCAAAAGGGAGCUACUGCAUCCUAAAGUAUGGGAACUGUCCAGCCGGCUUCAGCCCGGGUGUGCUGGGCUUUCCCGGGGGGACCCAGACCGGAGUUGUUGCUGACGGAAGCGCGGAGUUUAACAGCACAGAGGUGGAGUACUGCUGCCGGGAGGACGGGUUUGCCUCCUACCCCAUCCGCCUGCCCUCCAGACCUCCCUUCUACCUGCUCAGGCGUGACAUGCGUGAAGGAGAGUGCCAGCAGGUUGAUGGAGCAACUGUCCGUGAGGGCUGGGUUGAGUACAGGGGAAACGGGUACCGUGAUGGCAUGACUCCUGACGAUCAUGGUGACGACAACAGCCACACGCUCUACUACUGCUUCUACAGCGUCCCCGGUCCCGCCACUGACGCCCCGAGUACACGGGUCAUCUCAGCUGCCGAGCCGAUACACACAGCCAAUGUCGUCAACUUUGGUACAUGUGUGAUCAUCAGCUUUGUACCUGCACUAUGGGCUCUGUUGUAG